AUGAAAUAAAAAGGGCCAUUCGCAAACUCUAGAUAUUAAGAAGAUAGCCAUUUGACUUUUGGAUCAGAUUUUACAUUAAGCAAUAAUGCUGCUGAAUACGGAUCAGACAAUGAGAAAGGCAGCUUGCUGGACACUAAGAGAGUGUCAAGUAAUAAUCUAGAAUUCAAUGCAAAUUUGGAAGUUUUAGACUUGGAUAAAUCAGACAGUCGUGAUAUUGAUAUUUAAACAGAUCCAAGUAUUGAAGACUAUCUAGAGAAUGUGUGUGGCUUUGGAAGGUUUCAACUAAUAACUUUCUUUAUUUUGUACCUAGUUAUUCAACCUACUUGUUUCCUCCUUUACAGUAUUCCUUACUUGCAGUUAAUGCCAAGUUUCGAAUGCAAUUCUACUGGCGGGAGUGACAGCUAGGUUUCAGGAUAAUGGUAUUCUUGUAAAAGAGACGAAGCAUGUGAAAAUAAGGACUAAGGAAACUUUCGAUACAGAAUAGAGCAGUUUGGGGAUACAAGUUUACAAAAUUACGUAGUUAAUCUGGGAUUAGAAUGUGAUUCCCCUAAUAAAUUAAGAUUAAUUGGCUCUUUUUAUUUCAUUGGAGUGAUACUCUCAAUUAUAAUAUGGAUGAAGUAAAGCGAAUACUUCGGAAAGAAAUAACUUAUUCUUUAUGGUUCGUUCGUUCAGCUUAUGGCUUAUACUGGCAUCUUGUUUUUUUAGUUCGAUUUGACUGUAAUGUAUUUGUAUUAUUUAGGAUUAGGAAUGGGUUCAAUGCUAACUCUCUAUAACUCAUUUUUGUAUCUACAAGAUUUUACACCUAAAAAGUUCAAACUAGCGAUAGGAAAUCUGUUUUUAACUUUUUAAAUUCUUCCAAUGAUCUUCAUCUCAAUUUAUCUAGGACUAUUUUCUAGUAAUUCACAAAUACCACUAAUAGCUGGAUAUGUCCUAAGCAUAGCAGGAUUUGUACUUCUGAUACCUUUACCAGAAUCUCCAGUAUAUCUUUUCGGAAAAGACUAAUUUUAUGAUUGCUAAGAAUCGUUGAAUUAUGUAGCUACUUCUAAUAAUAGGUAGCCUUCAGUAGACUUUACUAGAUAAGAGGAGGAAAAGUCUAAUUCAAGUUUCUAGCGAAUAGAAAGUUCAUACAAAUCAAGCCAAAUGAAAUGGUUUGCUAGACAGUUAGUUCUCAAUAAUUAUAAUAGGAACUUUGUUAUCUUCGCUAUAUGCUGGAUAGUGGUUUCUUUUAACUACUACUUGAUACUAUUUCAUUUCUAGGAAUUCAAAGGCAGUGUAUAUUUAAAUGGCUUUUCAUCAGCUUUGGGUGAGAUAUUCGGCUAUUUAAUUGUUGGCAACUUCAUGGUGAGUUUUGGGACUAAAGAUACUAUUGGAUUAAGUUUCAUUGGAAUGAUCCUCUCAGCAAUCAUGUAUUUGUAUCCAGCACUUCAAAACAAAAUUUAUUACGCUGGAGCGAUAUUCAUAAUGAAAGCAUCUAUUAGUUGCGCCUUUUACUCAAUAUUUAUUGGAACAAACAAAUUUUUCAAGGAAGAGUUGACACCUACCAUUUUUUGCUUCUGCAACAUUGUAUCCAGAUUUUUUACAAUUCUAACUCCUCUUGUGGGAAACGGAGUUCAAGAUAGCAAUGAUAAGAACAGUUUUAUGUUUAUGUUCAUUUCACUUUCUUUCAUAGCAAUUGCAACAAUAACUUGUAUCAAUGAUAUUGAGAGUCGUAAGAAAUAAAAGAAAUCACAAAGAGGACUUCAGGGAUUUUCAAGCUCGGGAAGUGAUUCUAAAACAAAAGAAGUCUGA
Messenger RNA from Stylonychia lemnae, 1788 nucleotides. The record is from the annotation of a GenBank genome assembly. Lineage: Eukaryota; Ciliophora; Spirotrichea; Sporadotrichida; Oxytrichidae.